CCCACGCGCCCACCAGCGGCCGCCCCCUGCUGUCGGCCCCGCCCCGGCUGCCCCGCCCCCUCUGGCUGCCCGCCCCCUCCGCCGGGGGUGGCGCCCUCGUCUCCGUCCCGGCCGUGGCCGUUUCGGUGCCCGGAUCCGGGAGCGCGGAGCUGUUCCCCGGAGCUGCGGCCGGGCUAUGACCGCCGGUUCCUGGCGCCCCGCUCCGGCCACCCCGCGCCCUCGUCCCAGCCCGGCGCCGCGGCGCGCCCCUUCCUCCGAUGGCGGCCGAGAUCCAGUCCCAGCCGCUGACCCGCAAGCCCAUCCUGCUGCAGCGGGUCGAGGGGUCCCAGGAGGUGGUGAACAUGGCCGUGAUCGUGCCCAAAGAGGAGGGCGUCAUCAGCGUCUCGGAGGACAGGACAGUUCGUGUGUGGUUAAAGAGAGACAGUGGACAAUACUGGCCAAGCAUAUACCACAUGAUGCCUUCUCCAUGUUCAUGCAUGUCUUUUAACCCGGAAACAAGAAGACUGUCCGUAGGUCUAGACAAUGGUACAAUCUCAGAGUUUCUUUUGUCAGAAGAUUACAACAAGAUGACUCCUGUGAAAAACUAUCAAGCGCAUCAGAGCAGAGUGACGAUGGUCCUGUUUGUCCUGGAGCUGGAGUGGGUGCUGAGCACCGGGCAGGACAAGCAGUUCGCCUGGCACUGCUCCGAGAGCGGGCAGCGCCUGGGAGGCCACCGCACCAGCGCCGUGGCCUCGGGCCUGCAAUUUGAUGUUGAAACCCGGCAUGUGUUUGUGGGGGACCACUCAGGCCAAGUAACAAUCCUCAAACUGGAGCAAGAUCGCUGCACCCUGGUCACGGCAUUCCGAGGACACACAGGCGGCGUGACUGCUCUCUGUUGGGACCCCGUCCAGCGCGUGCUGUUCUCAGGCAGCUCAGACCACUCUGUCAUCAUGUGGGACAUCGGCGGGAGGAAAGGGACCGCCAUCGAGCUCCAAGGACACAACGACAGAGUCCAGGCCCUGUCCUACGCGCAGCACACGCGGCAGCUCAUCUCGUGUGGCGGGGACGGUGGGAUUGUGGUCUGGAACAUGGACGUGGAGAGGCAGGAGACCCCUGAAUGGUUGGACAGUGAUUCCUGUCAAAAGUGUGAUCAGCCUUUCUUCUGGAACUUCAAGCAGAUGUGGGACAGUAAGAAAAUUGGCCUAAGACAGCACCACUGCCGCAAGUGCGGGAAGGCUGUGUGCGGCAAGUGCAGCUCCAAGCGCUCCUGCAUCCCGCUGAUGGGCUUCGAGUUUGAAGUGAGGGUCUGCGACAGCUGCCACGAGGCCAUCACCGACGAAGAACGCGCCCCCACAGCCACCUUCCAUGACAGCAAACACAACAUCGUGCAUGUGCACUUUGACGCGACCAGAGGGCGGCUGCUGACAUCUGGAACUGACAAGGUUAUUAAGCUGUGGGAUAUGACCCCCGUAGUGUCCUGAUGACACUCCCAGGAAUCAGAAGAUGUAUUUACUAAGGAAACAGUGAUUCUAAUUCAAAUCGUUACUGGAGACAUGAAGUAGCUGUGUGAGAAGUAAAAGGGAAACUAAAGCAUCUGGAUGAAUAUGCGUAUCACCCCCACGUACAGUGGUGAACCGGUGAAUUACCACUUGCAAGGGGACUCUUUCAACUUGUUCAUAAAAUAUCAAAGAAGGUAUUUUUUUAACAAACGGUUUAUACAAUAGUCUGGCUGAGCUCUGUUGUUUUGCAUAUCCUGAAAAAUCUGUGUAGGGAGUUUAAUUGCUGUAUUUUUCAACAGUUCAUGUUACUUGUUGCUUUCUGUGUCGGAGACACGAGGGAAGUGUCAGGGUGUUCCUGGUCAUUAUAAAGUCGUGGUGGUGUUUUCUUCUCGUCAGCGCGUGUCAUGUGGUAUCACUCUCCCAUCUUUUCUCCGCCUCUCCUCUCGCCUUCAUCUGCCGUUGCCUGGAGUCAAAGUCUUUACGCUCUGUGUUCACAAGGUUUCGGCUUUCAUAUCCUCUUCAGCAGAGAUUGGGGAAAAAAACCACUCGUGGUGAAUCGCCCGAGGAGUGAUCUGUUUGUGUAAUGCCUGAUGUGUUCAUCUCCUCGUUGCAUAGAAAUGACCCUGGGUUUCUGCUUCCAUUUUCUCGGCCUUUCCCACAUUUAAAACUGGGAGGGAGAAAGCUGCUGCCACCCAUUGCCACCCCAGAAGUAGAUUAUUAUAACCCAGCUACAGCUGGCGGUGCCUGCGGGUCAUUUAGAACACAGCUGGAGCCUCCUGGGCCUUUUACCUUUCAGUUUUAUUGACGCAGCUUCCCUUCACCCAUAAUAUUAAAAACAGGCAAAAAUGUUACACGCUUCACAAGCAGGUAUCUUUAAGAUGUCUGUGAGACGUCACCUCCAACCUUGACCGUAGCCAUUACUGUGAGCUCGUCAUCCUGCUCAUUCCUCAGUCUGUGUGUCUUUCCCUUUAAGAACCAAGUAUUCAGACCUUUGUAUCCUAAUGUAGUUUCUCAGAACAUUCUGCACAGCUGCCUGCUAAACCCAUAUGUGAGCCGAGACUUAAAGGCGCUGUCUCUCACGGCUCACACUGUAUCGCUGUCAUGAAUGUAAAACAGGGCACAAGAAAAUGAGCCCGAAGGACCCUUUAUUUCUAAGGGAAGCCAGUCAAACUUGAUUAAGCGAAAUAUUCCGUCUGCCAUGACAACUCGGGAUACUGAACUCCUUUUUAGAAACCUGUUUUCACCUGCAAAAAUAAAAUUAAACAAUAGUGGCAAACACGUGGCUGCCCCAUUCUAAGCACUUUACAUGUCUCCCCUCCCUCCCCCCUUUUCAGUCCUGUCCUGGAGGGAGCAUGGGGGUACGGGGACGCUACGUCUCCUGGGAUCACCAAGGUAAAGAAAAUCUAGCACACGAACAGGCCAGCUGCCUGCCCUCCCCGUCCAACCCCACCUCCGCAAUGUCUGGAUCACUUCUGACUUGACAAAUUUUUGCUGGUAGUAUUUGAGUGAAAUUGAAAUCAUCCUUUUUUUUUUUCUCUUUUCCUGGAAAGCAGAUUUCCCCCCUUUCUGAUCAUUAAUUACUUUCUUUUUCCAACCAAGGGAAGCACUACAAGCCACACUUGGGUACCGCCCCUAACGCUGACAAAGUGGGCUUCUUGGGCACACGGCUUCCUGGAGAUGGUUGUGCUCCCUGGCACCAGGACACAGGGCAGCGUGUGUGUUCUGGGCAGCCACAUUCUCUGACAGUGACAGUGACAUCAGCCCCGCUCAGCCCACGUGGCCAUAAUUCUCAAGACAUAGAGACACACACACACGCGGACGCGAUUGCCACUUCCCAACACGCUGACCCCUUCCAUGCCAUCAGUUAGAGCUGAUAUAACUACCUGAGUCUUCUCUGCAUGAUUGCUCUGUGAGACAGCUUUAAAAAGGGAAUUAUUGUCUCUCUUGUGGUUUAUUACUAGAACCUGCAGCCACUUGUAUAUUAACUUAUAAGAAGCAGUGUGUUGGAAAUGAACAGAAAUGGAUUGCUCUGUUUUCUCUUCCUGAACUUUGGAACCUGGCUUGCAGACAGAUAGGGACGUGCAGUAGAUCGGGCACCCGGCAAGCUGAGCUCUGACCUCACUCGGGAAGCUGGGUGGUCCCGUGGGUCUCUGGCCAGCAUGUGGUUUCGGGCCUGAGACCUGCACACCACUCCCGCCGUCUCCCUUCCCGGCCCGGCCAUCCCCCAGCCCACAGAGCCACCCAGAGGGGUAAACCCCUGGAAACCUCCCUGGUGACCAGUCGUGGUCAACAGCCACUGGUAGGCCAAGUUAUCCACAGCCCUGCCCUUUCCUUUCUCCUCAUCUCUUCUGGGGUACUUGAAUUUGGUGAGAAGUUCUACAAACCAAGUAUGUAUCUUUGUAAUACUGUGAAUUCUUGAGUUUUACAUUAAAUGUCUUCACCAUUUUUGUAAUUCACAGAGAAAUAUUUGCUGGUGUUGGUUGUCUUCCGAGCAUGUUACAGAACUGGAGGCUUCAUUCAUUAGGAGUGGAAGCUGGUACCAGCCCUUGGCUUUCCUCCUCUCUAGGUUAAUUCAUCAGACGUCUUGUUUUACCGUGUUGGAAUUGCACUUUACAUGUAUUUUCGCUCCAUAAUCUUGUUGCAGCUCUGGCGAGUCAUGCCUAACAUGGCUAAGCUGGGAAAGUGGCAAAACUGCACAUACCAGAUAUGUAGUUGAUGUCUAUUUAGCAGAACAAAAUCAAUCAUAUGCGCUCAGUUUCUCCAAAGGAAUGCUGCCACUGGAGCCUUCAACUUCCCGGAUGUAAAUCUCCACAGUAGCAAAAGUAGUUUUAGAGAAAGUACUUAGAAUCGUACCUCCUUUCAUAUGUGGUCAGUCAACCAUGAUCAGUUUUCGGAAUGUGUUUCUCAACUUGAUUGUUUCAAUUAUUCCGAGAACCGUAGACUUACAAGAACCGGAAGGGAUCUUCAGAGGUCUAGAAUGUUCUAAGCACAGAACACUUCAGUCAUCCCAGUAGGGUAGAUGUCACCGAAGUGGAAACAAAAGAACCUAAGGAGAGAACUCAAGGCACAGUUGUCUCUGCACAUCACUGGCAGUGGCGUGAGCGGGAAGCCUUGAGACGGGGAGCUCGGGGAACCAGGUAGCUUCCUCUCGUCACACGUGUAUUUGUCACUUCUUCUGGCCCCAGCCCUGUGGUAUGUGGGGGCAGGUGCUGUGCCAUCAGGCGGCUGCCGCCAGGUCUCAGUCAGCAUAAACUGCACACGCUUCUCUACAGACCACCCCAGUGGCAGGAUUUCAGUGGAAAUCCAGGGGUGCAAUAAAUGCCCGCGGUUUGUCCGAAGGCUGGCCUGCAGCAUUUGCCUUACUUACAGAAGGGGUGUUACCUUUGUCUUCUGAGCUUCAGUUUUUAAAAAGCAUAAUUUAUUUUUGUUUAACAUUAAUCAAGGUUUAAAGCCUGAAUUUUGACUUUUAAGCAAAAGGAUCGCGCUAAACUAUGUAUCAGAUUUACCGGACAAAAAUAUUCAUUAGAUGAGAUUCAUUUGGUUUUGUCUUUUCAUAAUAGUUUAAUGUAUGCAGAUGACCUUGUUGGCUAAGAUUUAUGAUUUAAAGUGAAAGUGCUUUGCCAAAGCAUUCUUAUUUUUCCCUCCUUUAACAUAAGUUUAAGUUGAUUUUUUUCCUGAUAUGGAAGUGAUUAUCUAGGAACUUGACUGGAAGACACAGAAAUUAAGUCCCUUUUGAACACUGAGCUAUCUGGAUGAGCCUGAGAUUGUAGCCAACCAGCCCCCUUGCCCACUGUGCACCAGUCUUUGAACUAGGUAGAGGUUAAGAGGUCUCCGAGGCCCCUUCCCUGGCCUGGCCAUUGGAUCAUUUCAGGGUAGAUGCAGUGAUAAAAGUGUGUUGGGGUGUGGGGCUCCUACCCAGGGAGUUAGACAGGGCGCCCCCAACCCAGCGGGUGGGGCAGGAGGGUCUUGCAAAGGUGAGGACUCCUGAACUGGCUGCUACAGGCUGAGUAGGAGGGAGGGGAGGGAAGGAAAUGGCUUUCCCGGCUGCAGGAGCAGCGUCAACGUAAGACCCUGGAUCUGGAAACAGCCGGGGUGCUGGGGGCCCACAGGUGGUGUGGAGUUGCCUGAAAGUAUCAGGGGCAUCUGCUGCAGUCCCAGCACCCACUCUCUGGUUGCCCAUAGACACUGAUGUGCCGUGGCUGUAGAGAGGCUCGUCCCUCGUUUCAGAGUCGAGUUUUCCUGCAGCCUAUGCCAAUAUUGAAUGGAAAUGCCUAGAACUGUGGUGACUAAUUUUUGAACGUUCUGUGUACAUAGCCCUUCCCAGGAUGUGUGGUGUUUAGCUGGAGAUGUUACCCACUGCGGCCCUUGACUUGGAGGAACUUAGAGAGAAAUGGGAUUAUACAGGCAGCUGGGCUCAGCUGCUCCGCUUUGAAAAAGGCAAGACCCCGAACCGUGACGAAGGAGAUUGUUCUAGACAGCUGCUGGCAGCACCGAGUCGUCCGGGCCUGUGCAGGCAGCUGCUGCCCUCCGUUUCCUUCUUGGCGUUAGCUGGUUCUUGCAGGAAUGUGAUAAAUCCUCACCCUAGUGGCCAAGUGGAACCAAAAGCUCUUUCUCAAUUUAGUUACAGGAAAAGGGCUUGGGCAGCCACCUGCCAGCGAGUUCUGGCUCUGCAGAGGCAGGAGCAGCCCAGCAGCCCACCGCAGGGGCUUUGCCCUCUCUUUCUUGCUAUUACAUCCCUUUGCCUUUGGCAGGACCCAUAAAAACCAUACAUCCAUAACAUAAUUUAGUGACAUCCCUGUUCGUGUGGAAACUUUAGCUCGGCUUUACAACCAAGAACUAUGAACUUAUCACCCCUCAGGAUUCUUUGUUUGUAUUUGCCUUUAAACACAAUCUUUUCCACAGAGAAGCCUAUUUUGGUCUAUUACAUGCAUGUAAUGUCUAACAAUUGCGUCUGUCUGAAACUGGCAUGGGAUCCCUGCAUUUCCCGUGCCAGGGAAUUUUUUGAGCAGACAGGAGAUGGCAGAGAUGUCGAGAAGAUCAAAGCUCUGAACGAGGGUUCAAUUUAAAUGAUCAUUCUUAGUCCCUUCCUAUCCUGAGAGUCUGUGAUUGCACGAGUGUUGUUCAUUGUUAGACCAACCUAAACCAUUCCCAGGGAUGUGGCCGGCCUAACUCAGAUGAAAGAGAGUGUCUCAUAUCAAGUGAACCACUUUCUGGAUUUUUCCGUCUAGAACCUAGAAGGCUUGGUUUCAAAAAAGAUGGUGAAGUUUGAAGUUAAUCACAGAACCAUCUCAUUAAAAACAGAUACCCCAGAUGCUCACCUUUAUGAGUCAAAAACCAUAGCGGACGUUCUCAGGAGAAGCCAUGACAGGGAAUUGUGAACUGAUUUAAAGGUUAGACUUACAACUGACCUCAGUAUUCAUGACUUUUCCCAUCCCCUCCCCACCGUUUUUCUGGGCUCUCUGGGAAGCAUGAGAGGGUGAGCUAUUACUAAUAAAUAGGGAAUGUGGUUUGAGAACAGUGUUUCACUUGUACACACCCUGUGUUAACCCUCUGCGUGAGCGGCUGCCCUGGGUCAGGAGCAGACGCCAAUUGGAGUAUGGGCCAAAUGUCACGUCGCUGUUGACCAUCCUACUUUUCUAUAUUUGUGUUUUUUGCCAUUUGUCUUCCUUUUAAGUGACUUGUUUUUCAACUCAUUGUCACUUUGCUAAAGAAAACCUUUAUAUGAAAAGUACAAAAAGUUACUCGAGUGGACGGCGGGGAGGGUGCCAGCCCAUGCUUCUAUGUUUGUCAUGCGUCCGUCACCAGGGACGCAGACUCUGCUGUCCUGCACGCCCACCGAAGGCUGUGGCCAUGUCUGAAAGUGGCGGCAGUGGGCAUUGAGUUUAUCUUUUUCCAAGGGGUCAGGCUGAGACCGUCCUAAGCCUGAUGCUGGGGCAGGUUUCUCCGAGGUGUUUCCAGCUGCCCUGCUCCGGCCUCUGCUGUGUUCCCUGCCACCAGGAGUCUCCAAGUAGACCAGCCAGUCGUGGCCUUGGCCAUCCAUUGUGCGCCCCGGGGGCAGUCAGCAAGAACUUCCUCCUGGGUUAAAAUGCCUGUCCGCAGCUGUAUGUUCAAAUGCUGCUGGAGAUCGUGAAUGUUUCUUCCCUGUUCACUCUCCCCGGUAUGUCUCUCUAAUGUACGUGUGGCCAUUCUCCAGGCAAAGCUGUCUCCGUGGUUGAAAAUAAAUCUCUGUGAAAACCGU
Molecule: messenger RNA, 7716 nt
Organism: Choloepus didactylus (southern two-toed sloth)
Lineage: Eukaryota; Metazoa; Chordata; Mammalia; Pilosa; Megalonychidae
Gene: WDFY2
Product: WD repeat and FYVE domain containing 2
Exons: 12
Coding region: 258-1460 (400 amino acids)
Molecular function (GO): metal ion binding; protein binding
Source: RefSeq, a predicted model, not a curated record